CCCGCCCUUUCCUGGGACAGGGACCAUCCCCACCAGCGGCAGCGACGGCGGCGCCCCCGGCGUCUUUCCCUUCUCCCCCGGUGCUCCUUCCUGACGGGCCUUCUUCUGAGGAAAGAGGAGGGAUGGCGGCGGUCGCCCCGACCCAGCUGGAAGCCGAGCUGUACUACCUGAUUGCCCGCUUUCUCCAGUCUGGACCGUGCAAGCAAUCUGCCCAGGUGCUGGUGGAGGAGCUGGAAGAACACCAGUUGAUCCCAAGGCGCCUGGAUUGGCAAGGCAAAGAGCAUCGAAGAAGUUUUGAGGAUUUGGUGGCAGCCAAUGCUCACAUUCCUCCAGACUAUCUUCUAAAAAUCUGUGAACGCAUUGGACCUUUAUUGGAUAAGGAGAUCCCACAGAGUGUGCUUGGGGUGCAGACUUUGCUGGGAGUGGGACGGCAGUCAUUACUAAGGGCAGCCAAAGACUGUAGGUACACACCUUGGAAAGUAUCAGCAUUUGCAGCUCUCCACAGAGGAAGGCCCCCUGAACUACCUUCAAACUAUUCAAAACCACCAAAUGUGGUAAAUAUAAUCAGUGCCAAGCAAACAACAGGAUAUGGGCGUUUCAGCCAUUUGUUCCCCUCGUCUUUCUACCAGCACAUCAAGAUGCACAAGAGAAUUCUUGGGCAUCUAUCCUCUGUGUAUUGUGUAGCCUUUGAUCGCACUGGGAGGCGAAUUUUCACAGGUUCGGAUGAUUGCUUGGUGAAAAUUUGGGCUACAGAUAAUGGACGUUUGCUCUCAACACUCAGAGGACAUUCGGCUGAAAUAUCUGACAUGGCUGUUAAUUAUGAAAACACCCUCCUUGCUGCAGGCAGCUGUGACAAAGUAGUCAGAGUAUGGUGUCUUCGAACCUGUGCACCAGUUGCAGUGCUGCUUGGCCACACAGCUUCAAUAACAUCUAUACAGUUUUCUCCAGCAAGAAAAGGAACAACUCGAUACCUCACUUCUACAGGUGCUGAUGGAACUAUCUGCUUCUGGCAAUGGCAUUCAGAUACAAUGAAAUUCAAGGAUCGUCCAAUCAAAUUUGCUGAGAGGUCAAGGCCUGGUGUUCAGAUAUCUUGUUCUUCUUUCAGCUCUGGUGGUAUGUUUGUUGCAACAGGGAGCACUGACCAUGUGAUAAGAAUAUAUUACUUGGGUUCUGAGUCUCCAGAAAAAACUGCUCAGUUAGAAUCUCAUACGGACAAAGUAGUUGCUGUUCAGUUCUGCAACAGUGGAGGCAGACUAAGAUUUGUCAGUGGAAGCAGAGAUGGAACAGCCAGAAUCUGGCAAUAUCAGCAGCAAGAAUGGAAGAGUAUAGUGUUGGAGAUGGCGACUAAGAUGACUGGAAAUAGCCAAGUGUCUGGGGAAGACAAGGUAUCCAAGUUGAAGGUGACUAUGGUAGCUUGGGAUCGUUAUGAUACUACUGUUAUUACAGCAGUCAACAAUUUCCUUUUGAAAGUGUGGAACUCUUCUACUGGGCAGCUUCUUCACAACCUAACUGGCCAUGAUGAUGAAGUGUUUGUUUUGGAAGCUCACCCAUUUGACCAAAGGAUCAUGCUUUCUGCAGGCCAUGAUGGGAAUAUUUUCAUUUGGGACCUUGAGAAAGGAGCAAAAAUGCGCAAUUACUUCAACAUGAUUGAGGGCCAAGGCCAUGGUGCAGUGUUUGACUGUAAAUUCUCCCCUGAUGGUCAGAACUUUGCCUGUACAGAUUCCCAUGGACACCUACUAUUGUUUGGAUUCGGGUGCAAUAAGAAUUAUGAAAAGAUCCCAGACCAGAUGUUCUUCCACACAGAUUUCCGCCCUCUGAUCCGAGAUGCGAAUAACUAUGUCCUAGAUGAACAAACUCAACAGGCCCCACAUCUCAUGCCUCCCCCAUUCUUGGUUGAUGUGGAUGGAAAUCCUCACCCCACAAAAUACCAGCGACUGGUGCCAGGGCGGGAAAAUUGUAACGAUGAGCAACUCAUUCCUCAGCUGGGAUAUGUGGCAAACGGUGAUGGUGAAGUUGUGGAGCAGGUGAUUGGGCAGCAAACUAAUGACCAAGAAGAGAGCAUCCUUGAUGGAAUCAUCAGGGAGCUACAACGAGAGCAAGAUCAGAGAAGACUUAAUGGAAGUGAAGCUACUCCAAAUCUUUUGCAGAACAGAUUACAGCCUGCUAAUACUUUGAGAAGUCCAAGUUUGGAUAUAGCUUCCCCCCCAAAUGUUGGGCUCAGACGGAGUGGUCAGAUUGAAGGUGUUCGGCAGAUGCACCACAACGCUCCUAGAAGCCAGAUGGCCACGGAGAGGGAUCUCAUGGCAUGGAGUAGGAGAGUGGUGGUGAAUGAGCUGCAUCCUGGGGUUAGCAGAGUUCAAGAGGAAUGCCGAGCUGCAAAAGGCGAAUUAGAAAUUCAUCUGUAUACUCUUGAAAAGAAGAGAAAGCCUUCCUAUACUUUACAAAGGUGUGAUUAUCAACCUGGCAGUGGGCGAUCUUUGCGAAGAAACCAACGCAAGCGUCAGCAUGCUUACCAAACACGCUCCACCUUUGAUCAUCAUUCACAAGGUGUAAGAAGAAGCUCACAUACUCAGGAAGACUCUGAAAGCUCUUCUGAGGAAGAUGACACAGGUGGCACAAGUGAUGCAUCUGUGGAUGACAACGUCGCUGCAUGGCAAAGUGAAAGCAGCUCUAGUGAUUCAUCCAGUGAAUAUUCUGACUGGACUGCAGAUGCCGGAAUAAACCUUCAACCUCCGAAAAGACAAACAAGACAGGCAACUCGCAAAAUGUGUAGCAGUUCUGAAGAUGAAAAUAUGAAAGAUAUGAAGGGACAGGAAGAAAAACGCAAAAAACCCAAACAAACAAGGAAAAAGAAACCUAGUGGACGGCUUUCGAUGGAUGGUGAACCCACUGAAGAAUGGUUUGCUCCACAUUGGAUACUGGAUACCAUACCGCGGCGUUCUCCUUUCGUUCCACAAAUGGGGGAUGAGGUAAUCUAUUUCAGGCAAGGGCAUGAAGCAUAUGUGCGUGCCGUUCGAAAGGCAAAGAUCUACAGUGUAAACAUGCAGAAACAACCAUGGAAUAAAAUGGAACUCAGGGAACAAGAAUUUGUGAAGAUUGUGGGAAUUAAGUAUGAAGUUGGACCACCUACACUUUGCUGCUUGAAGCUUGCUUUUCUUUAUCCAACCUCAGGCAAAAUGACUGGUGAAUCAUUUUCCAUUAAGUACCAUGAUAUGCCAGAUGUUAUUGAUUUCCUUGUACUGCAUCAGUUUUACAAUGAAGCCAAAGAAAGGAACUGGCAGAUUGGAGAUAGAUUCCGCAGCAUAAUAGAUGAUGCAUGGUGGUUUGGAACGGUAGAGAGUCAGCAACCAUUCCAGUCCGAUUAUCCUGAUAGUUCCUUCCAGUGCUACAGUGUUCACUGGGACAAUAAUGAAAGAGAAAAGAUGAGCCCCUGGGACAUGGAGCCAAUUCCAGAAGGAACUGCUUAUCCGGAGGAGGUUGGGGCUGGCGUUCCUGUGACAACAGAGGAGCUGGCAUCUUUGCUGUACAAACCACAGGAAGGUGAAUGGGGAUCCCAUUCCCGAGAUGAAGAAUGUGUGCGGGUACUUCGCGGUAUUGAUCAACUUCUAUCCUUAGAUAUAUCCAACCCUUUUGCUGUCCCAGUGGACCUUAGUGCCUAUCCUCUAUAUUGCACUGUUGUUGCUUACCCAACUGACCUCACCACAAUAAGAAGAAGACUUGAAAACAGAUUUUACAGGAGAAUAUCAGCGCUAAUGUGGGAGGUACGAUAUAUUGAACAUAACGCUAGGACUUUCAAUGAGCCCGAUAGUCCUAUAGUUAAAGCAGCCAAAAUAGUAACAGAUGUCUUACUUCACUACAUUGGGGAUCAGAGUUGCACAGAUAUUCUGGAGAUGUAUAACAAAGUGAAAGCCGAAGACCUGAGUAGCGCAAAUGAAGAAGAGGUGACAGAAACGUAUGCUGAUUCAGAUGGUCCAGGAACCUCAUCUGGGAAAAGAACUGUUCAGAUAAAGCAGCAGAUAAAAAAGCAGCCUUCCAAGCCACGUGCUGAUGCCUGGAAAGAUAAGUGCAAACAGCUGUUAAGCCUCAUCUAUGAACGUGAAGAUUCUGAGCCAUUCCGACAACCUGUUGAUCUCUUUUCUUACCCUGAUUAUCGUGAUAUAGUGGACACUCCAAUGGACUUCAGCACUGUGAAAGAAACUUUGGAAGUAGGAAAUUAUAUGAACCCCCUUGAGUUCUACAAAGAUGUUCGUCUGAUAUUCUGCAACUCCAAAGCAUACACUCCUAAUAAGAAAUCAAGGAUCUACAGUAUGACACUCAGACUAUCUGCCUUAUUUGAAAAUCAUAUUAAAACUAUAAUUUCUGAAUACAAGUCAGCAGUGCAAUAUCAGAAGAGGCGAAGGCCACGGCUACGGUACCGGAAACAACUGCAGAGCAGCAGCAGUUCUUCCUCUAGCAGCAGGUCACCCAGCCCCAAAGGAAAACAAAAGCAACCGAUGCAGCCUAAAACAAACCUGAAUACCUCACUGCCUUUAACUAGGACUAAUUCUUCAGUUUCAUCUCAUGAUACUACUGAGGAACCACCUGGCUCUGCUGUUGCUACUGAAGAGAUGGACAGUCAUCCUUCUUCAUCUGGCUCAAACACCCAAAAUCAUAGCGGAAAUGAUGCUGAAUCAGGGAAAAAUAGGCUAGUUAGAAAUAAAUCCACACCAGUUACAGAAGAUCAGCCUUCUGUUAAGCCCCUGACAAAUGGUGAUGGGAGAGAGCCCCGAGCAACAGUCAAGCGGAAGCUCUCAAGUGCAUCAGAAGAGGAUGAACCCAUUGGUGAAAAGAAGAAGAGAGAAGAAAAAGAAAAGCCAGGUUUAUCCUCCUCAGAAAGUGGAGAUUCACGAUCAAGCUCAAGUUCUGAAAGUGGAUGUGGCUCUGAUUCUGACUCUGAAUCAAGCUCUAGAACAGAUCAGGACUACAUAGAUGGAGACCAUGACUACAGCAAAUCUGUGCAAGUGAAACCGAAAAGAAAAAUCCGAAGGAACAUCUCCAGUGGGCAGAGAAAUUGGCAGGGUAGAGGGACAGGAAAGAGAGGGAGAUGGGGCCGAUGGGGUAGGUGGAGCAGAGGGGGGCGAGGCAGCCGGAGGGGAAGAGGCUGUAGCAGAGGAAGAAGAGGAGGCAGAGGAGGAAGAAGAGGGAGAGGGAGAGGAGCCUCCAGAGCCAAGCGCCCACGAAUUGCUGAUGAUGAAUUUGAGAACCUUUUGGGGGGACGCUUCAGUGAGAACACAUUUGGUGGGCGGUUCAGCAGGCCACCUCGGAUUAAAACUAGGAAUGAGGGCAGGCGAACCGUUUUAUAUAAUGACGAUUCAGACAAUGACACUUUUGUGCACACUGAGGAUCCCCUGAACCUUGGUACUUCCAGGUCAGGCAGGGUGCGGAAAAUGACAGAAAAGGCCAGGGUCAGCCAUCUCAUGGGAUGGAAUUAUUGACAAAUGGGAAACUGGAAGUGAACAAUGGUGUUUGACGAUCUAAGGCCUUCUACUGCAGGGAUUUUUGCCAGAAAAUCUACAACGCAAAUUGUGUGGGGACUCUGCUCACAUUUUUCUGUGGUGCUUUUUCCAUUUUGCCCAUAUGUAUGUUCAAAGACUUCUGAUUGCCACAUGUCCUUGGCCAAAAGAAGCCUUGCCCAUUCAUUCUACAUCUGCAGAAAUACUUUCCCACACUACACUUUGAGUUUGUCACAGGAGGACUGUGGCAAUGGAAUCAUGAUUUUGAUGUCUCCCCUUGUUUUUCUUUUUUCUUUUUUGUGCAUUAUAGAAACAGCACCUUCUUACAGCGAUUUUGAAUUGUCUGCCAUAAAUUCCUUACAUUCAGUAAUAACUUUUGCACAAUUCACCAAUCUUAAAGGCAGCUAUAAAAUGUUUACAAUUUCUCUAUUGUGCACAGAAUAUGAAUAAUUUCAAUCUUUCCAAGCCAAACUUUCAUGAAGUAUGUUCAUACUUUGGUAUCUCGGUAUGUUUUUCUCGUUGGUUCUUAAUUCAUGUUCUAAAAAUGAGAGGAUGAAAGAGGGUUGGGUGGGGCUUGGUGCCUUGUAAAUACGUAGCAAACUUUUGACAUGCAUUAACUGAUGCAUGCAUUAAUAAUAUUCUACAAUGAGAUACUUGAGAACUAUGAAUAUCUAGACACACAGGUGCCAAAUGCAAAAGUUAACUUGCUUCUAUAUUCGUUCUGAUGCCCUCAUAUUGUUAUAGCAUUAAUUGAGACUGUCAAUAAGGUGUUAACAGCAUUGAUAUUUUUUCUCCUUCGCAGCCACUGUUUUUCUAGUAGCUUAGCUGCCUCCGGACUUGCAAAUAAUAGAAACGUUACAGAGAGAAUUCAUUUCAUUUUCUUCAUUUAUGGGGUUGUUGUAGGUUGCUUGGCAUUAGCACAGUCCGUCAUUAUACAACAAAAUAGCCAUUAGUCAGGUUUCAACCUGACAUUCAUACUCUCGAUGCUUUACAUGUUUUAAUUUUAUUCUUGCAACUAUAACAUAAUUUUUUUAUGCUAUAGUAACUUUGCCGACUCACUUAGUAUGGACAACCAUCUCAGUCUUCCCGGGGCAGGGAAUCAUACACCCUUGAUUAAGAGAUUGCUAAUUGGCAAAGGAGCUCCAGGCCACUGAGCUCCCCCCGGCUUCCCCAUUUACUUUGGCGGAAGGGCAUGAUUGGCUCACUUUUAUUUUUUUGAGCGUGCUAAUCAGCACCUUCUGUUGAAGUGGACACAGCACCACAAAUGCAGAACAUCUGUGUGUGAAUUCUGGCAUGUAUGGAUUUCUCAUUGGGUAUGAUGCCAUCUGGUUUGAUACUGAGAAAUAAUUUGCACAGGGCUCUUCUUGUAACAGUGUUGAACAGUGCAUCAGUGUAAGGGAAAUCUAGGCUUGGGGAACCAUGUUUGUCCCUCAUCACUGUAGCAAGUGAAUUUCAGAAAUGUGCUCCCCCCCCACUCUUGAAUAAGAGUUUCAUUUUUCUAUUUUGUGUAAUUCACCAUCUCAGAGAUAAAAUAGAAGGGUUGACAGAACAUAUGAAAGAGAAACAGGAAGCCAAAUAAAAUAAUGAGUGAAAUUUCAUAACAUUAUUUCUAUCUAGCCUACAAGCAAUUCUUUCGCUAGGCACACUUGGUCAGUAACAUUGCUGGAUCUCCAGAGAAUUACAGUAUAAUUAUUUUUAUAUAACACGUGUAAGAAAAUACAUAUAUACACAUGCAUACAAAAGUGGCUGUGGAUCAUCUAGCGUAAAAAAACAGAUAGGAAGGCAUUUGCCAAUUAGGGCAAUAAUAGAAGAAUUAUGUUAUUGAGUUAUGUGAUAUAGAAACCAAGCGUUUAUUUAUAUACACACUGGAUACAAAUCCAGGAGUCAGGUAUGGCGCACAGUUGUCCCGAUUCAGAUCCUUUCUGCCCAUGAAAGCCUGGAAGUGUUCCUGGAGCAUCAUUUUCUCAAAACUGCUUUGAUCCUGUGCGUCUGCUCCCUCCAGUGAAAUUAGUGGGACAAUCCUUUAAUACAGCAGCUCCCUGUUUGCUUCUGAGAGUGCGCAGGCUGUGCCUCAGGAUGUGCAAGUAUAGAAUCUUUUAGUUCAGUGUAGUAUUUCAGAUCUACGAGACAGGUUUGUGCUUAAAAGGAAACCUCAAGCAUACCUCCUGCUGUACUAUAUAGACCGGCUAUACUGUCACCAUGGUUGCUUGUAACCACAAUGGGGACAAAUAGUGUUAUUUUAAAGAACUGAAAUCCUGUCCUCAGCGAAGGUAUUCACUGGUUUACAGGUAUUUACUGUGGAGACUUGUGCCCUAAGGAGCAGUGUGUGCUUCGUUGAAACAACAAUUACAAUUUAGGAGAAAUGCCUUCAGUGUUAUCUUUUAUUUAGGACUAAUUAUGUACUGUGAAGAU
This is a messenger RNA of Lacerta agilis (Sand lizard), 7904 nucleotides long. It is a transcript of the gene BRWD3, whose product is annotated as bromodomain and WD repeat domain containing 3. Gene Ontology annotation, cellular component: nucleus. Gene Ontology annotation, biological process: regulation of cell shape; cytoskeleton organization; regulation of transcription by RNA polymerase II. The transcript has 39 exons. Lineage: Eukaryota; Metazoa; Chordata; Lepidosauria; Squamata; Lacertidae. The record is from RefSeq and is a predicted model, not a curated record. Gene Ontology annotation, molecular function: protein binding. The coding region runs from base 123 to 5474 and encodes 1783 amino acids.